CUGGCAAAUAUGAGUUCAACUUGACAAAUGACAACUGCGUGGGUCAGUUCACGGUUGUUGCGUGUUUAGUGUUUACUGUUGAGUAUUAACUAUGGACUGGAGGACGGUUUUAAUGACGCUGGCGGUACUGUACCACGUUGAUGGCUUCUCAAAAUAUGGUCGUACAUGCAAGGACAUCGGAUGUCUGAACAGCGAGGUUUGCGUGUUAGCAGAAGAUGCCUGUUUACAUGGACAUAGCUCCAACUGUGGGACAUAUCCUACAUGCAAGAAGAAGUCCCAAGUGGAAGGUUCUCAUUCAGAACCAGCAAAACCAGUUAUGCCCAGACCGACUCCACAGUCGCCUACGAGAGAUUUUGAUUCAGCACCAAACUAUCCAGCUCCUGCACCGCCUUUAAACAACGGUGGCUUGGGAGGAAAUUCACCUUACGGCGGAAACUCGCCAUAUGGUGGAAGUUCACCGUAUGGCGGGAACAACCCUUCUCCCUAUGGUGGGAGCAACCCUAGCUCUCCCUAUGGUGGCAGCUCUCCUUAUGGGGGGAACUCUCCCUAUGGUGGAAGUUCUCCAUACGGAGGAAAUUCUCAUUCUGGCGGCAAUUCCCCCUAUGGCGGUAACAACUCUCCCAAUGGUGGAAACAGAGGAGGUAGUCCAUAUGGAGGGUCCAAUCCAAGCUCCGGCUUUGGUUCUGGUGGGAAGAGCCCUCUAGAUAGCAUAUACAAUACAAUAAAUAGCUUCGCAAACGGCCAAGGAGGAGCAGGUGGUCAAGGCUUAUCAAACAUCUUUGGGAAUAUCCUGGGUAAUUUGUCCAAGAGUGGAGGGUUAAACGGCCUCUUCAACACUCGACCGUUGAUGGAGAAUCCAAAUUACUCUUCGCACAGCUCGAACUCGCGAUCUAACCCUCAACCUUAUCCAUCAGGAAACCCAGUUUAUCAGACGCCUAACCAAAAUAAGCAAUAUGGGCAAACCGCUCGCCAUAAUGGAGCUACGACGCACAAACCAGUGUCGUAUGGGUGGAACAUUGGGUAAAUAUUGACCUAUUAGCUUCGGUCGUGUAGUCUACUCAAAGAAUUAACUGAGCAUUUACCACUCUCAUCUCACUCUCUAUCUUCCUUACCUUCUAUAUGAAAAUAAUGACCAACUUUUUUUUAAAGUACAUAAAAAUUAUAUUAUAAAAAUUAACGCUCAUAACAUUGCCACAGUAAACCUCACCUGUCUCUUUAUGUCAAACUGUGUUCACGUUGUAAUCAAACAUGAAAGAACAUUGUUUUACUUAUAACCGUGUAAAAUUUAAUUAAAACAUCCCCAUAUUACAAAUUCUACAUUAGAGUCGAUUAUUAAUCAAAGUAUUUUUGUCUAUGAAGUUUUACGCACUUAGCAGCGUUUAAAUAGCUUUUUCUGGUAUACGUGACAAAGAUGACUUCCUGAAAAUCUAAUUUGAUGAGAGUAUGCUCAGUCUUUAUUUCCUUUAUCUAUUCACUCAGCUUAUUUAUUUAUAACACUUGCGAUUGCACAUAAUAUUUUUUUGCCGUUUUUUCGUAUACUGCGCUUUUAUUAGUUAAUAAAAUAAUUAACAUAUUGGGCCCAAGGUUUAACAAUUUUGGAAUACAAUUUACCCAGUGUUCUAAUCCUUAAACAACUUCUAAUUUCUAUGCAGAUUAUAACGUGCAUGAAUCAGCAUUUUAUUAUUUAAGCGAAAUGUAAAUACAAAAUAGUUGCCAUACUUAGUUUUAGAAUGCAUGUUUAAAUAAUUGUAGAUGUUCCACAGAUUACAUUUGUUAUCUAGAAGUGCCGGCUUCGACUUCGUUUUGUUUUUUUUAUAUUGCUAUCUUAUCCGCGCUUCUAGCUUAAAGUGAUGUAUAAGAAAUUACUAAGAAUACUCACAUAUAAUAUAAUAAAUGUUAAUAUUGUUAAAUCUGAUAAGUAUAUUGAAAAAACUAAACUAAGGAUCAAGAAAAUCGAGAACUUCUUGUUUUACUUAUAAGUCGUUAUACUUUUUCUUUCAGUGCUAUUAUGAUGACAUACCUGUUACACCAAUACAUCAACAGUGUGAUAUAAUAGUUAACGCAAUUUUAAAUUUGCAAAUACCCUCUAUGUAAUAAUAUGUUCAUGUAUUAAAUAUAUUUUUUUUGUUAAGAA
Molecule: messenger RNA, 2134 nt
Organism: Pieris brassicae (large cabbage white)
Lineage: Eukaryota; Metazoa; Arthropoda; Insecta; Lepidoptera; Pieridae
Gene: Mnr
Product: keratin, type I cytoskeletal 9
Exons: 4
Coding region: 92-1024 (310 amino acids)
Source: RefSeq, a predicted model, not a curated record